Messenger RNA from Durio zibethinus, 2666 nucleotides. RefSeq lists its product as uncharacterized. The record is from RefSeq and is a predicted model, not a curated record. NCBI's taxonomy places the organism in Eukaryota, Viridiplantae, Streptophyta, Magnoliopsida, Malvales, Malvaceae. Gene Ontology annotation, cellular component: membrane.
UUUAUAUUUUUAUUCUUUGCUUAAUCCACUAAAAUGGAUAUUUGCCUCAUUCUUUCAUUGUUUAUAAAAAUACUAUAAGCUAAGCUCGGCAACUGCUCAGCUUAAAUGUUUAAAGCAAAGGUACUAAGGUUGGUUUAUUAAUACCACUCCCACCCGCCUUUUCGGUCUCCUUCUUCCAAUCCCAUGUGACUCUGUCUCUCUUUUCUCUCUUUGUCUCCAAUCAAUCCCCCCUUAAAAAUCUUUCUUUCUUUUCCUUUACUUCUUUGAUUAUAUUACUGCAUCAAAUCAUGAAGCAGACACGUUAAUAGUUUCUUCUGUUGCUUUUCACUCCACUGCUGACUUUGGUUCUAGUUUUGUGAUCCUGGGGUGUCCCUAGGAUUUGGCUUUUUGGAUUUGCCAAAUCUUUGAGGAUAGAAUGAGUUUCGUGUGAAGUUUUCCUUGAAACUGCAAAUGAAGAAGAUCAUUUUGUUUAGAUGCUUCAUUUUCUUGCUCAUUGUAGGCUUUGGUUGUUUGAGCUCAGUUCCAGCUUUGCCUCAAAAUGGAUCAAUCAGAGAUCAUGUCAAGUUUAUUAUUGGAGGGGUGAAUUUAGGUCCAUGGAAGAAUGAAAUAUCUGAGUUGGCACAAGCACCGGCACCUACAAGUGAUGAGCCUCCAAGCACGCUGGUGUUGGCAGCAAAAAGGACUAAUAGGCCGGACAUUCUUCGCCAUUUCAAGCAUUAUCUCGGUGGGUGGGAUAUUACCAACCGGCAUUAUUGGGUGUCUGUUGGAUUUACAGGUGCUGCUGGAUUCAUUUUUGCUGUCCUGUGGUUUGUUUCUUUUGGCUUGGUUCUUGCGGUAUAUCAUUGCUGUGGGUGGAGAAUAAACAUCAAAGGAAAAAGAUCGGAUCAAUCCCAAACGAUUUGUCUUAUAAUGCUCAUAUUGUUCACAAGUGCCGCAGCGACUGGAUGUAUUCUUCUUUCUAUUGGGCAAGAUGAAUUUCAUGAUGAAGUGUUGCAUACUUUGAAAUAUGUUGUAAACCAGUCAGACUACACUGUGCAAAUCCUAAAAAAUGUUACACAGUAUCUAUCUCUAGCAAAAACCAUCAACGUGGCCCAGGUGUUCCUUCCUUCUGAUGUCAUGACUGACAUCGACAAGUUGAACAUAGAUCUAAACAGAGCUGCAGAUACACUUACAGAGAAGACCAAUGAAAAUGCUGUCAAAAUAAGAAGAGUCUUCAAUGCUGUGCGAUUAGCACUUAUCACGGUGGCAGUGGUGAUGUUAAUUUUGGCUCUGCUUGGUCUUUUAUUGUCGAUUCUAGGGCACCAACAUGCCAUUCACAUAUUCAUAGUCAGUGGAUGGUUACUAGUAGCUGUUACAUUCAUUCUUUAUGGAGUUUUUGUAAUCAUGAACAAUGCAAUUUCUGACACUUGUUUGGCAAUGGAAGAAUGGGUGGAAAAUCCCCAUGCUGAGACUGCUCUUAGCAACAUCCUUCCUUGUGUUGAUCAGAGAACAACAAACCAUACGCUCACUCAGAGUAAACAAGUCAUCUAUAGUAUAGUAAAUGUUGUCAAUAGAUAUAUUUACUCCGUUGCCAACUCAGAUCCUUCCCCAGAUGACAAUCGUUAUUAUAAUCAGUCUGGGCCUCCAAUGCCUCCUCUAUGCUACCCAUUUGACUCUCAGCUACAAGAUCGCCAGUGUGGGUCUUAUGAGGUGUCUAUGGUAAAUGCUUCUCUGGUUUGGCAGAACUACACAUGCAUGGUAUCAGCAUCUGGGCUAUGCACCACCACAGGAAGGAUAACGCCUGACCGAUUCACACAGCUGGUGGCAGCAGUUAAUGAGAGCUAUGCUCUCGAGCACUAUACACCACCCUUACUUUGCCUGCAAAAUUGUGAUUUUGUCAGGGAUACGUUCCAAAACAUCACCUCAAAUUACUGCCAUCCAUUGGAGCUUUACCUUAAGAUGGUAAAUGCAGGGUUGGGCUUAGUCUCAGUAGGAGUCUUGCUCUGUUUAGUUCUCUGGAUACUCUAUGCAAACCGCCCCCGAAGGGAGGAAGUGUUUGUGAAGCUAUCCUUGCCAAUAAAAUGUUUGAGUUGCAAGAACAAUUUCAGCACAAACAGCAACAAUAAUACAACACCGUCAAACAUGACAAAUGGAGUCUAAGUUAUAGCAAGAAAUUAGGUUUCAGUCUUUCACUUUCCAUUGUAUCGCAAUUCGCAUGCCAGGAAAAGAAAAAAAAAAAAAAAAACCAAGGUGGGGCAAAGCUCCAUUUUGAGUUGGGAGGGUCAUAUAUCAUUUCUGUCAAUUGUCUUGUUAUAUGUUUAUGGUAAAUGCUGUUUACAUUGGAUGUGCUACUUGUAUGCCAUCAUUUGUCUUGGUUCUUAAGAAAAGCUGGAAAAAAAAUUACAGAAGUUGUCACUCAUAAUGCAGAGUGCAGUAAAUAAAAAUGAACUGGUAAUUGGUGGAAGGAAUCAACCAUCGAUCCCAUUCCAUGAAAUCUUAUUCUGUACUGAUUUACAAUGUUUUGAGUCUAUGAGAUGUAAUAUCCAAUUCAAACCAUUUUCCUCAGUUCCAAGUAUUUUGGUAAGACAAGAAUUUGCUGCAAUAAACAACCAAUGCAUCAACUCCAAGAACAACAUAAAAGGAAGCCAUUGAUAUCAAAAGAAAAAGGUUCAAUUUCCUGCAACAGA